Salvelinus namaycush (lake trout) is the source of this 2849-nucleotide messenger RNA. RefSeq names its product pre-mRNA-splicing factor SYF1-like. Gene Ontology annotation, molecular function: protein binding. NCBI's taxonomy places the organism in Eukaryota, Metazoa, Chordata, Actinopteri, Salmoniformes, Salmonidae. The record is from RefSeq and is a predicted model, not a curated record. The transcript has 19 exons. Gene Ontology annotation, biological process: generation of catalytic spliceosome for first transesterification step; mRNA splicing, via spliceosome. The coding region runs from base 89 to 2635 and encodes 848 amino acids. Gene Ontology annotation, cellular component: U2-type catalytic step 2 spliceosome; Prp19 complex; post-mRNA release spliceosomal complex.
UUGGAGAAGUCAGGAAGUUUAGUAACAAUACAUAGAUUUUUGGGAACUUUAGACACUACGGGCGUUUAUUUUGGUCUUAAAAUAAAAAAUGCCGUCUCUAAAUGGGAAACCGGACGUCAUAUUUGAGGAAGAUGACUUGCCUUAUGAGGAGGAGAUCAUCAGGAAUCCGUACUCGGUCAAGUGCUGGAUGCGUUACAUCGAGUUCAAACAAAAUGGCACAAUGUCCAUCCUCAACAUGAUAUAUGAACGAGCUCUGAAAGAGCUACCUGGCAGUUACAAGUUAUGGUACAACUACCUGAGAGAGAGACGGAAACAGGUCAAAGGGAAGUGCAUCAUGGAGCCAGCCUACGAGGAGAUCAACAACUGCCAUGAAAGAGCACUGGUUUUCAUGCACAAGAUGCCGAGGAUAUGGCUGGACUACUGCCAGUUCCUGGUGUCUCAGUGUAAGAUCACCAGGAGCAGACGUACAUUUGACCGAGCGCUCCGAGCCCUUCCCGUCACUCAGCACCCUCGCAUCUGGCCCCUGUACCUCCGCUUUGCCCGGAACCUGCCACUGCCUGAGACCGCCAUCCGUGUCUACCGCAGGUACCUCAAGCUGUCCCCAGAGAAUGCAGAGGAGUACAUAGAUUACCUGCGUUCCUGCGGCAAGCUGGAUGAAGCAGCGGUGCGUCUGGCAGCCGUUGUCAACGAUGAGAGCUUUGUGUCCAAGGAGGGAAAGUCUAACUACCAGCUAUGGCAUGAGCUGUGUGACCUGAUCUCUCAGAACCCAGACAAGGUGAACUCUCUGAAUGUUGGGGCCAUCAUCCGUGGAGGCCUCACUCGCUUCACAGACCAGCUAGGCAAACUCUGGUGCUCCCUGGCUGACUACUACAUCCGCAGUGGACAUUUUGAAAAGGCUCGUGAUGUGUAUGAGGAGGCCAUCUUGACGGUGGUGACGGUGAGAGAUUUCACCCAGGUGUUCGACAGCUAUGCCCAGUUUGAGGAGAGCAUGAUCGCUGCCAAGAUGGAGACUACCUCCGAGUUGGGGAAAGAUGAAGAAGAGGACAUAGACCUGGAGCUGCGUCUGGCUCGCUUUGAGCAGCUGAUCGCUCGCAGGCCCCUACUGCUGAACAGUGUGCUGCUGAGACAGAAUCCCCACAACGUCCACGAGUGGCAUAAGAGGGUCAAACUGUACGAGGGGAAACCACGACAGAUCAUCAACACCUACACAGAGGCAGUUCAGACUGUGGACCCUAUGAAGGCUACAGGGAAACCCAGCUCUCUCUGGGUCUCCUUCGCCAAGUUCUACGAGGAGAACGAGCAGCUAGACGACGCGCGGACCAUCUUUGAGAAAGCCACCAAGGUGAACUACAAGCAGGUUGAUGACCUGGCUGGCGUGUGGUGUGAAUACGGAGAGAUGGAGCUACGCCAUGAGAACUACGAACAGGCGCUACGUAUACUGAGGAAAGCAACUGCCAUCCCGUCCAAGAAGGCGGAGUACUUUGACGUGUCAGAGCCCGUGCAGAACAGAGUGUAUAAGUCUCUGAAGGUCUGGUCCAUGCUGGCUGACCUGGAGGAGAGUAUGGGAACCUUCCAGUCCACCAAAGCGGUGUACGACCGCAUCAUUGACCUGCGCAUAGCCACGCCCCAGAUAAUCAUCAACUACGCCAUGUUCCUGGAGGAGCACAACUACUUUGAGGAGAGCUUCAAGGCGUAUGAGCGCGGCAUCGCCCUCUUCAGGUGGCCCAACGUCUAUGACAUCUGGAACACCUACCUCACCAAGUUCAUCGACCGCUACGGGGGCAAGAAGCUGGAGAGGGCCCGGGACCUGUUUGAGCAGGCGCUGGAUGGCUGUCCAGCCAAGUUCGCCAAGACCAUCUACCUGCUGUACGCCAAACUGGAGGAGGAGUUUGGGUUGGCGCGUCACGCCAUGGCAGUGUAUGAGAGAGCCACGCAGGCGGUGGACAACACGGAGAGGCAUCACAUGUUCAACAUCUACAUCAAGAGGGCUGCAGAGAUCUACGGCGUCACCUACACCAGAGCGAUCUACCAGAAAGCCAUCGAGGUGCUUCCAGACGAACACUCCAGGGACAUGUGCCUGCGCUUCGCUGACAUGGAGAGCAAACUGGGCGAGAUCGACCGGGGCAGAGCCAUAUACUCCUACUGCUCUCAGAUCUGUGACCCAAGGAUGACGGCCACGUUCUGGCAGACGUGGAAGGAGUUUGAGAUCCGCCACGGGAACGAAGACACUAUCCGGGAGAUGCUGAGGAUCAAGCGCAGCGUCCAGGCCACGUACAACACACAGGUCAACUUCAUGUCCUCACAGAUGAUGAAGGCCACCACCAACGCCACCAUCUCAGACCUUGCCCCGGGCCAGCUGGGGCUGGAUGAUAUGAAGCUGUUGGAGCAGCAGGCCCAACAGCUGGCCGCCGAGGCUGAACAGGACAAACCCAAACUCAAAGAGAAGAUCCUCUUCGUCAGGAGUGACACAUCUCGCAGUGAGCUGGCUGAACUGGCUAAACAAGCCAACCCUGAUGAGAUUGAUAUUGAUGAUGAGGAUGGUGAUGAUGAAGACCAGGGCCCAGAGGAGGUGCAGCUGGAACAGAAGAGUGUCCCCACUGCUGUCUUUGGAGGGCUGAAAGAAGGAGACGAUUGAAUACAGAAUGUUGGGAUGGUAUCUGUCCCACAGACAUGGCAUCACAGACGAGCUCCAUGGUCUACGAAUGGAGCCUUUUCAACCCCUGUAAAAUGUAUGAUGAAAUUAGAUUGUAUGGAAUGUGAACUUUGUCGUUGAUCUUUUCUACAGUAGCAAGAAAAAGUAUGUGAACCCUUUGGAAAUACCUGGGUUUCUGCAUAAAUUGGUCAUCUAG